Messenger RNA from Nyctereutes procyonoides (raccoon dog), 7338 nucleotides. RefSeq names its product embigin (gene EMB). Gene Ontology annotation, molecular function: cell-cell adhesion mediator activity. Gene Ontology annotation, biological process: dendrite self-avoidance; axon guidance; homophilic cell-cell adhesion. The transcript has 11 exons. NCBI's taxonomy places the organism in Eukaryota, Metazoa, Chordata, Mammalia, Carnivora, Canidae. The record is from RefSeq and is a predicted model, not a curated record. The coding region runs from base 95 to 1246 and encodes 383 amino acids. Gene Ontology annotation, cellular component: plasma membrane; axon.
CUGGCAGCGGGCGCCGCGGGGCCACCGGCGAGUGUGCGCAGAGGCUCGGGCCACCGACGGCGGGGCGCGAGGACCGCGGGGACCCGCCAGCGCCAUGCGCGCCCUGCCCGGCCUGCGGGCGCUGCCGCUGCUCCUGCUGGGGCUCCUCGCCGCGGGGCGCGCGGGCCGGGCGGACGGCGAGACCUCAGUGUCACCUUUUACAAGUUUACCCAUCCGAGAAGAAACGACGACAAAACAUUUUAACUCUUCCUUGGAGACUCCUAACAUAUCAUUGACUGUGUCACCUUUUACAAGUUUACCCAUCCGAGAAGAAACGACGACAAAACAUUUUAACUCUUCCUUGGAGACUCCUAACAUAUCAUUGACUGUGUCACCUUUUACAAGUUUACCCAUUCGAGAAGAAACGACGACAAAACAUUUUAACCCUUCCUUGGAGACUCUUAAUAUAUUACUGACUGUACGUUCCAGUGUGCCAGUGGAAAAAAAUAUCACCUUAGAACGACCUUCUAAUAUAGAACUUACAUGCCAAUUCAUAACAUCUGGAAAUGUGAAUUCAGUAAAUGUGACUUGGAAAAAAGGUGAUAAACAACUUGAGAAUAUUCACACCAAUGCAACAGGAAGCAUCCUGUAUACACAGUACAUGUUUAUCAUCACUGAUAGCAAACAAAUGGGAAGCUAUUCUUGUUUCCUUGAAGAGGAAAAGGAACAAAGGGGCACAUUUAAUUUCAAAGUCCCUGAAGUUCAAGGGAAAAACAAACCAUUGAUCACUUAUGUGGGGGAUUCAGUUGUCUUGAUAUGUAAAUGUCAACACUGUUCUUCUUUAAAUUGGACCUGGUACAGUAAUAAUGGGAGUGCACAGGUUCCUAUUGAUGUUCAAAUGAAUGAUAAGUAUGAGAUCAAGGGAACAAAUACCAAUGAGACAAGGCUCAAGAUAACGCAUCUUUCAGAAGACAAUAAGGGAUCUUACUGGUGCCGUGCAGCUUUCCCCUUAGGCGAGAGUGAACAACGCAUUGAACUUGUUGUGCUGAGUUAUUUGGUUCCCCUGAAACCAUUUCUUGGAAUAGCUGCUGAAGUUGUUAUUGUAGUGGCUGUUAUUCUGCUUUAUGAAACACACACCCAAAAGAAAAAGAAGCUCACAGAUGAUGGGAAAGAAUUUGAACAAAUUGAACAGCUGAAAUCAGACGAUAGCAAUGGUAUAGAAAAUAAUGCCCCCAGGCACAGAAAAAAUGAAUCUGUGAGCCAGUGAAUGAAAAACAUCAUGUCAAGAGUCAUGGGAAGAUGUACAGUUAUACUUCAGCUUUGUUAUGUUUCCUGUUAAGAAUAUCUGAGUUUUUAUUUUUAAAAAGCUGAAAAGUUUAUGCAAUAUGCUCAGCAGUAGCUUUGUAAUGAUAUAUGCUAUCUCAGAUUAUAUUUUCAUUCUGUAAGUAUUUUACAUUAAAUCAAGGUCGAUUAUAUUAAAUAUGUUCUAUGAGCUAUAACCCAGGAUAAUUAAUUUCAUCUUGGUCAUCAAGAGAUGCACAGAAGACAUACCAGCAAAACCAGUUAAUACUACACGAACUAAUGUCAUUCAAGACCUGUUUAUAACCAAAGAAUUCUUUAAAGAGAAACUUUUGCCAUUUGCCUUAAAAAGUUCUUUUCUCAAUUAUACUUACUCUAUGUAGAAAUAUUUUUAAUAAUUUUCAUGUAAUUGUCAUCCUCCUGUCAUAUUAGAAGAAAACAUCCUUACUAGGAAAUGAAUAUUUUCUGCCUUUACUAUACAAUCUCUACAAGAAAAACAUACUUUUCCUCCACAAAUAUUGGUUUAAGGCAAGGAAAUAUAACUAUAUACUUGCCCCAAAUCUUCCAUCACCACAAAAGCAUGUUUCCCAACCUUUGUUCUUCUCAUCUCCACUGCUUUCACACACCAGGGAAAGAUGACUUUCAGUCUUUAUGUAAAACAUUCUUUAAAUGCCAUGGUUUUUGGAUUUUUAAAGUUGUCCCUGGUGUUGAUGCUAUAGGGCACAGGUCCAUAUAGUUAUAAUAUAGCACUGCUACAGGGAUGCUUCUGUGGUUGGUUCAUAGUUUCUUGGUAUCUCUGACGACACCUGGUGUCCUGAUACCUCUGGGUGGUUAAAUAUCUAAAAAUGCAUUAUUAGUGCUUUAUAGUCAUGAUUCCUUUCUUUGAUAUCCAGAAGUUCUAAAUUACUUCUAUGAUGUUGCAAAUGCCUUAGACUUUCCUUCAAAAUUAGAAUAGUUUCUAUUGCAUAUAUAACUGAAAUAUUUGACAAAAUCACCAUAACCAAAUUAAAUGAAAUAUGAAUAGACAUGAAACAUUGUCAAUGGCUUUGAGUGGACUAUUAAAAUCAUACUACAGUAUACUAGAUUGGGUUGAGGACAACAAUGUGAAGCCUGCUGCGUGUCCUUAGUGCUGGUGGGUCCAGUAUAGUAGAGUUCAGAACAAUCAGAAGCCAAGGGGGAAGAGUUUGGGAUGGUGGUAGGGAACACACAGUUCUUGGUGACAAGGAGAUUAACAUUUGGAGGAGUUCAAUGAUUUGGGGAAGAAAUACUUUAUAGAAAUGUAUACUAGGUACUGACUGAGAAAAUAAUAAAAUUGUGGUAGUGAAAAUUAUAAUUUAUAUGGCAUCUUUCUCUGUGUUUAACAUCCUAAUGUUAAAAAAUAUUACUAAUAGGAAUAAUACACAUAAAGUGGUGACUUGGAAGCUGCCCAUUAUUUUGUUGCAGCACUAUUUUGCGUGAAGCAUGCUAACCAUACAUAUAUGCUUUCUUUUUUUUUUCAUAUAUGCUUUCUUAAAGUAGAAUAUAUCCUUUAAGUAAUGGCAGAUUUCCUUUUAUUCUUUGUAUCAGAGCCAUACACCAUGAUUUACACCAUGGUUUAAUUCAUUAUUUGAUAACAUUGUCUUGGAUAGUAUUUAUAUGAUGGCAGACAACCAAUUAGGUCACUUAAUUAAUAUAAACGGCUUGAAUCAGUGAAAAAUUAGACCUGUUAUUUGACUAAGUCCAAUUCAAAUGGUAUACUUAUGAUUGGUUUAUAUAAAACCAAAACCAAUUUGUAGCUCAUAUGCAGUAUCCUUCCAUUUUGCCAUACUACUUAGGCUAAGAUAUUUUUCAAGCAAGAGAAAUUGCUGCCCCAUGAUAAAAUAGUCUGAAAUAUCUGUAUAGUAAAUUGAAUUCAAAGUGUCAAUGCUUGCUAUUUUUCCUAGCAAAGGCAAUUCAUUUCAGUAAUUUAAGCAGAAAAAAUAUGCAGAAAAUUAGAGUUUUGGCUUUUUAGAUUCUCUCUGGAGAAACUUCUGGAAAAUUAUUUCAGACAUUUAGGUUAAAAAUGGAAUGCUUCCAUUAACUAACCUCACGUGGAAGAUAAAUGGAUUAACUCAUAAUAACCAAUUGUAAAUUGGCUGAAAAUACUAAGUAAGCAGAAAAGCUGAAGUAGGAAACUGCUCCACGUUUACAUAUUAGACACCUUGGGAAAUUCUAUUAAUCUUUCUAUCUAACAGGGUUUUGCAGAAUAAGUAUAUUUAAUGAUGUCUUAAAAUUCCCAGAUACUUUCAUAUUAAGUUUAUGCUCUAAUGUAAAUCUUCUCCCAUUGUAUAUUUCUCUUUUUCCCUAGCACCUGGUUACUUAUGUCAAAACCCCAGAAUUCAUGGUGAUAUUUUCUUCUCCUUUAUUAAGUAACAUAGCAUUAGUUAUGAAUCUCUGUUUCUUUGACCUUCUCAAUGCUCAUUAAUCCCCUUACUGCCUUCCCCACCCGACUCUCACAACUCCAACAGUGGCGGUCUUGAUUUUCCUACCUCUGUCUCAUCUUAUAUUAAUCCAUUUUUUUGUACAACUGCCCAAGUCAUCUUUUUAAAUACAAAUCUUGCUAUGUUAACUUAAUAUAGAAGCUUACAUGCCAAGCCUCUUCAGGCUCACCUUUGCCAUUUCUUAAUACUGCAGUUUUCCAAAUUGCUAAUCUAUCUCUAAUGUCUUGACUUAAUCUUAACAUAUAGAGAUUUAGUGUAGAAUGCUACCCCCUUGUACUUCUCCCCGAUUAACUCAAGUUUAGCUUUCAAAACUUUAAUCUGACGUUACUUCCUGGUGGAUCUCUCAUACCCAGUGAGGUGUAUACCAUGUUAUUUGUUUAAGUAACUCCACAUUUCUUUGUGUUCUUUUACCCUGUAUUAUAAAUAUAAAUUUGUCUCCUUCUUGGGUCUUGGACUUACCAAAGAGAGGGUGCAAUUAGAGAGGUCACGAAAUGUGUGUUGAACAGAUCAUGUAUAAGUAAAAAUCAAAUUUCAUUAAUUUUUUGUUAUUUUUAGAACAAUCUAAAUUGUGACAUCAGAAUUAAAAUACAUACGUGACUGGGUGACUAAAUUGGUUGAGCAACUGACUCAUGGUUUUGGCUCAGGUCAUGAUCUCAGGGUCAUGACAUCAUGUCCCACGUUGGGCUCUUCACUCAGCCUGGAGUCUACUUGGGAUUCUCUCUCUCUCCCUCUCCCCCUGCCCUGUUCUCUCUCUCUCUGAAAUAAUAAAUAUUUUUAAAAAUUUAAAAAAAUUAAAAUGCAAUAUAUUAAAUGAGAUAAAGCUUUAUGAGUCAAUGCUUGUUUCAAUUACUUUGAAAACUGCAUAGUAAUAGGAUAAAAUGUCCCAUCAGAUUUUAAUAAUGUAUUAAUAUCUAGUAAGUAAAUAGAGUUCCGAUUCCUAAACUGUUAUACAGAGUAUGCCCCUUUUCAAUUCCUGUUGUUCUCUAUUUUUCAUGGAUAGUUUGAAUGUUAACCUUAUUUUUAUCUUUUAUUUAAAUAAUAUAAUGUAUUGACUUUAAAUAUAAAGGACUUUAGCAAUUGUAGCCCUUUGCAUGGUACUAUAGAAAGUGGUUGGUAUUUGUGCCCCCUCCACUAAUUUCUCAUUUCUCUUUCCCACUAAUACCAUAUAGUACCUUAGAGUAUCUCAGAAUCCAAUCAAAAUUUCACCCUAAAAGAAACAAAAAUUUUCAAAGAAAGCAUUCUUUGUUUAGUUUGACCACUGAAAGUUUGUCUUUAAUCAUAUUCAUGAAAAGAAAAAAAAAUGUAAGUUCUGCUCACUUAUUCCUUAGGUCUUCAUCUUGAGGCAUUUAAAUAGAUUAAUACAAAGAUUCAUACUAAAUAUCUACUAUGCUACCUUAUAGAAAAUGAAUUUUUCUAAUUGAAAAGGGUUAUGCCAUGAAUUAGGGCCUUACUCCCUAUUACCAUUGUUCCUCUUCAUAGGGGAGUAAGUUCAAGUAUGUGUUCCAGUAUUUAUUAAAAGGCAUGGUGACCUACUUACAGCAUGCUCUGAAUUAAUUUUUUUUUAAUUUUUAUUUAUUUAUUCAUGAGAGACACAGAGAGAGAGAGAGGCAGAGACACAGGCAGAGGGAGAAGCAAGCUCCAUGCAGGGAGCCUGAUGUGGGACUCGCUCCCGGGUCUCCAGGAUCACACCUUGGGCUGAAGGCGGCGCUAAACCACUGAGCCACCUGGGCUACCCUCUGAAUUAAUAUUUAUUGGAUGAAUGAAAAAUAGAUGAAUGACUCAAUUAUUUUGGAACUUAAAUUAUAUAUAUUUACAUGAUAUCUAUUUUCAAUCUGAUUAAUUGUGAACAUAUCCUAUCUAGAGAAAAAGAAAACUGGAACUGCCUAUGUUCAGUUCUGUGAUAUUUAGGAAAGUAUUUGCACUGAAUUUAGAAGGUCACUUACAUGCCCAAUUGAGUUCUUCAUUGAGAAUAUAUACUAUCAUUAAAUAAUAAUAACUGAUAUUUGUCGAGUGCUUAGCAUGUGACAGGCACUGUGCUAAGUGCUUUGACAUAUGUUAUCUCAUUGAAUUUCCACAUCAUAUCAUCUUCUGCUACCGGAACUAUUAUCAUCUGCUGUAUUAGAGAUGAGAAAACCAAAACUUAGAGAGAUGAAGUAUUUGGAACUGGGAUUGAAAUCCAGGGAGUCCUUCUCAGGAAUCUAGGUUUAACAACCAUGUUGAACAGCUUUAGCUUCUACUUAUAUGUACCUUAGAAAAUAAGGCUAUUAUCUUUAUCGAGCAUCUUUUAACAAAAUUUUUACUCUUUAGAUGGUCAGUUAGAUAAGAUCCACAAUCUUAUCCUUAGGGCUUGUAAUGACCUAUGCAAUGGCAUACCUGUGUCCCUGCAGUGAUGCUGGGGAAUCAUGACACUUUUGUUCAUUUGGAGAGUCUUUCUUUCUUCUGCAUCUCCCUACCCCCCACCAUUUUACUUUUCAAUAGCUAGUGUGACCGUUCACUUUAUCAUCCAAAUACUUCGAAUGAAAGAAUGUCCUAUGUAUCAUUUCACCAGGACAACAGACAGAAAACAGACCAUACAUUCACCUUUUUAGUCUCUAAGAAGGAGCUAACUACUUUAUAGAGAUUCUAGCCUAGGCAUAGCAAUAACAUCUGUAGCAAGUUUGAAUGAUAAAAAUUCACUAUCAGGAAAAGAAUUAUCUUUAGAAAAUGCCAGGUGAGUCUCACUAUAGAGAAAUGUCUAGAAUGAGACAAUUCAGUAAACUUGAAGAUUUAUCACUUUCCAAAAGUUAUAAGAUUAAAAUUUAUUAUCAUUCGAAAGUAUGAUUCACAGUCCUAAGAGAAGGUGGAAAAGAAAGUCAGGUUUUUGAUAACCUGUGAAAUGAACUGGACAAUUCUUUGGACUUGCUUAUCUUCAUGAUUAAUGUGUCAUAAUAACACCCAGGUGAUUCUCAAUGAAUCAAAAAUACCUGAUUAUGCUUUUACAAUAAAAUUUACUUACAAAACCAGUAAAGAUCACUCUUGAAUAACGUUGUCAAAAUUACUUUUAGUCACAUGAUUAACUUGUAACAUCUAUAUUUCCUACUCUUUCAUUUUCCAAAGGAGAAAAUGGUAGGGCAACUUGUUCACAGUAUUGGUUGAAAUCUAUAUAUUAUUUUGUUGUGUUAUCUAUUAUGUUUAAGAACUUUUGUUCACAAAAUUGAUUUUGCUACUUAUUUGUAAUUUACUUCAAGAGUAGCACAAAUGUUUGUUUUUCUAAGUUUUAUUUGAUAAAUGAAAAUUAGACUUAUUGCAUAUGUAAUGAACUAUAAUGUUAUCUAAUAUUACAAAAAUAUCACAAAACAUGAUUACAUUAACUGCUUUUGUAUGUCUUAAGAUAAAAAUUUGGCCAUACACUUUACUUUUUUAAAAAAAAUCGAGGGCCAUGGAUUUAUUAUGACAUAUUUCCUAAUAAUUUUAAUAUUUUGUUUUCUUAGCAUAUGUGUCUAAAUUCUCAUUAAUGCUUUUCUGUAUUAUGUAAAUAGCACAGAAAUGUCUCUACUGGAUUGUUUCAAAAAAACAUUUUUGUUGAAUAUAACUCAAAGAAUGUAUCUAAUAUGCAAUUAAG